Messenger RNA from Physeter macrocephalus (sperm whale), 4696 nucleotides. It is a transcript of the gene CPEB3, whose product is annotated as cytoplasmic polyadenylation element binding protein 3. Lineage: Eukaryota; Metazoa; Chordata; Mammalia; Artiodactyla; Physeteridae. The record is from RefSeq and is a predicted model, not a curated record. Gene Ontology annotation, biological process: negative regulation of cytoplasmic translation. Gene Ontology annotation, cellular component: neuron projection; synapse; cytoplasm. Gene Ontology annotation, molecular function: translation factor activity, RNA binding; ribosome binding; mRNA regulatory element binding translation repressor activity. Bases 164 to 2287 code for a protein of 707 amino acids. The transcript is spliced from 10 exons.
AGAGGCUGCACAGCCCGCCCCGACCACCGCCGUCGCGCCCGCCGCCGCCCGGCCGGCGCCCUCCCGUUUCCUUCCUCCAGGGGGAAAAAUGUCCUGCGGGCCGCUUUCCAGGAAGCAGCGGGAUGUGCCGCUCCACCGUUAGUAGCAUCAAGCUGCGCAAACCAUGCAGGAUGAUUUACUGAUGGACAAAAGCAAAACCCAGCCCCAGACCCAGCAGCAGCGGCAGCAGCAGCAGCAGCAGCCCCAGCCCGAGCCCGGCACAGCCGAAGCCCCGUCCACACCCCUGUCCUCAGAGACCCCCAAGCCGGAGGACAGCAGCGCAGUGCCGGCCCUCAGCCCCGCCGCGGCCCCGCCGGCCCCCAACGGCCCCGACAAGAUGCAGAUGGAAUCGCCGCUCCUGCCGGGCUUGGGUUUCCACCAACCCCCUCAGCAGCCGCCACCGCCGCAGGAGCCCUCGGCGCCGGGCGCGUCGCUGUCGCCGUCCUUCGGCAGCACCUGGUCCACGGGCACCACGAACGCGGUAGAGGACAGCUUCUUCCAGGGGAUCACGCCAGUCAACGGGACCAUGCUCUUCCAGAACUUCCCUCACCACGUCAACCCGGUCUUCGGAGGCACCUUCUCCCCGCAGAUCAGCCUGGCGCAGACCCAGCACCACCAGCAGCCGCCGCCGCCCGCACCGCAGCCCGCGCAGCCCGCGCAGCCCCCGCAGGCGCAGCCCUCUCAGCAGCGCCGGUCGCCCGCCAGCCCCAGCCAGGCGCCCUAUGCGCAGAGGGGCGCCGCCGCGGCGUACGGUCACCAGCCCAUCAUGACUAGCAAGCCGUCCUCGUCCUCGGCUGCCGCGGCCGCCGCAGCCGCCGCGGCCGCCGCCUCGUCCGCGUCGUCCAGCUGGAACACUCACCAGAGCGUGAACGCGGCCUGGAGCGCGCCGUCCAACCCGUGGGGCGGCCUGCAGGCGGGCCGGGACCCUCGCCGGGCUGUCGGCGUGGGCGUGGGCGUGGGCGUCGGGGUACCUUCACCGCUCAACCCCAUCUCGCCGCUCAAAAAGCCCUUCUCCAGCAACGUGAUCGCGCCGCCCAAGUUCCCCCGCGCGGCCCCGCUCACCUCCAAGUCCUGGAUGGAGGAUAACGCUUUCCGGACGGACAAUGGUAACAAUCUGUUGCCAUUUCAGGACCGGAGUAGGCCCUAUGACACUUUUAACUUGCACUCGUUGGAGAACUCCUUAAUGGAUAUGAUAAGGACUGAUCAUGAGCCUCUGAAAGGUAAACACUACCCUCCCAGUGGCCCACCAAUGAGUUUCGCUGAUAUAAUGUGGAGGAAUCAUUUUGCAGGACGCAUGGGAAUAAAUUUUCAUCAUCCAGGGACAGAUAAUAUUAUGGCACUUAACAGUCGAUCUUCUCUCUUUCCCUUUGAAGAUGCCUUUCUGGACGACAGUCACGGUGAUCAGUCCUUGUCAUCCGGCUUAAGUUCUCCCACUCGCUGUCAAAAUGGGGAGCGAGUAGAACGCUACUCUAGAAAGGUGUUUGUUGGAGGCCUUCCUCCUGAUAUCGAUGAAGAUGAGAUCACUGCCAGCUUUCGCAGGUUUGGACCUCUCGUCGUAGACUGGCCUCACAAAGCUGAAAGCAAGUCGUAUUUUCCUCCUAAAGGCUAUGCCUUUCUGCUGUUCCAGGAGGAGAGCUCAGUACAAGCUUUGAUAGAUGCCUGCCUAGAAGAAGACGGGAAACUGUACCUGUGCGUGUCAAGCCCCACCAUCAAGGAUAAACCGGUGCAAAUUCGACCAUGGAACCUAAGUGACAGUGACUUUGUAAUGGAUGGUUCUCAGCCUUUGGACCCCAGAAAAACUAUCUUUGUUGGGGGAGUUCCACGACCCCUUCGAGCUGUUGAACUGGCAAUGAUCAUGGACCGUUUGUAUGGCGGUGUCUGCUAUGCUGGCAUUGAUACGGACCCAGAGCUGAAGUACCCCAAAGGUGCUGGCCGCGUGGCGUUCUCCAAUCAGCAGAGUUACAUUGCAGCCAUCAGCGCUCGCUUUGUGCAGCUCCAACACAAUGACAUUGACAAACGGGUGGAAGUGAAGCCAUAUGUGCUGGAUGAUCAGAUGUGUGAUGAGUGCCAGGGCACACGCUGUGGUGGGAAGUUUGCCCCAUUCUUCUGUGCCAACGUCACCUGUCUGCAGUAUUACUGCGAGUACUGCUGGGCGAGCAUACAUUCCCGCGCCGGGCGGGAGUUCCACAAACCGCUGGUGAAGGAGGGAGGUGACCGCCCUCGCCAUGUCCCGUUCCGCUGGAGCUGAGCCCAGGGUAUACCCAGCCACAAGUACUGGAGUAGAUAACAAGGAGGGAAAAGAGAGGGCACUGCCUCAGGGCUUACAGUGUUCUGGAAAUCUGUGCAUUUGUUCUCAAUUUUUAAAGAAGAAAUGGGUCUUUUUAUUAUUAUUAUUAUUUACAGUCAUAUUACUGAACUCAGUGUCCAGUAUAGUGCAGAAUUGCAGAGUGUAUAACGGUACUGAUUUGCACUUUGAUUCACACCUUUGUCUGCUUGGUACCUUAAUUUCUUACACCUGAUUUGUCACUCGUAGACUGCCAUUCUCAUCAGCAGCCAUCAGGUUGAUGUCUGUGAUUUUUUUGGUUGUUGUCGUUGUUGUAUUGUUAUUGUUUUGAUCGUUUUUGAACUGGAGCAUGCACUUAUUUUCAGAAACUUAGAGAAUCGCCCCUAGGAGAAGACUUACCAAAGGUAAUACUCGUGAGUAGGUGGCCGAUGUAGCAAAAACUUCACAACAAUUCAGCAAUCAUUAGCUGGGGUCAUUUAGAGUAAGGAAAACCCUUAAUGAAAAUAAGCCUUUAGUUGCUCUCUAUUUUGACAUGUAAGGAUACCUCAUAAGCUGAAUCUUUAUUUUUCCUUCAUGUUUAAUUUUUGUUUUGCUGAGGAUUUUGGUUAGAUCUUUUAGUGUUAUGUAAAUUUAUGCUGCAAUAGCUUUUGCUGCUAUUAAAGUGGUAUUAUUAAUACCAUAAUACUCUAUUCAGGCUAAGGUAUCAAUUACAAAAAACCCAACAACAUACUUUUGUGAUUUAGGGAUAGAAUCAGCUGCCGAAAGGAGAUCAGAAUAGACUUGAGAAAGCUUCAACGGAAGGUCACUAUUUCUGACUGCAUGUUUACUUAAUCAGGUUGCUGCAUGCAAUAAAUUUUAUAUCUGAUGUCUAGUAUAAAACCUUCCCACAAUGCACAAAUUAAGAAUCUAUAUAAGCUAUAAAAUACUGAUUUUUUUAAAAAAGAUUUUUUUCAUUCAAAGAAAUGGUAAUUGACUGGAGGAAGGCAUGCCUCAAUAAAUGGAAUGCUUCUGAAAUUAGGAACAGCCCAUAACAGAAUGACCUAUAUUACAACCAAUAUAAAACCUAGGUGUAGGAUAUUCUUAAAGCAAAUUUGUGGAUGGUAGAUGAAGUACUUUGCGGUGCUCUGUUAUAUAUUGUGCAAUUUAUUUUAUAUAGUAAAGUGAUUAUGUCUAACUGUGAUCAAACUUAACUGUUUAAAGCCUCUGUGUCAGACAUUAACGAACUUGACAGUUCAUAACUGGUAUAUUAUUAACUAACACAUGAGCUCUUAGUUACAAUCUCCUAGUGCUUGCACCAUUUUACAUAGCUUCAGACCUUGUCCAGAAAACCAAAGAGCUCAUCUUAGCUUACAAACACUAGGAAUAUAUACAGUAUAUAGAGAUAAGUUGUCAAUUGACAAACUAGGCACAUUUUAAGAAAGUUGCGUGAUCGUGAUGCUAAAGAAAUGUCUGUACAAAAUAAGAUGGCCUGGGCAGGGUUGGUUGUCUGGGUGAGAAAUUAACUACUUAAUUCCCUGGAUUUAUCCUGUAAAGCUUGAAUAGAAUUCAGACCUGCUAGUACUACCAUGGACAUUUUUUUAGCAUUCACUCUUGGGCUGCAGAUAGUAAUAUAUAAACACACACAAUGAUUACGAGACUAUGUAAAUCUUUUUUUAAAUCUUCUUCCUAUGUUUUGGAAUUCUGGGGACAAUCUGACUGGAUAUGACACUGCAGAAUAGAUUUAAGUCGCUGUGUUUUAUGUGCUGUGAUGUCCUUGUACUGUCUUAAGUUAAUAUCGCUUGGUUUUGUUUUGUUUUGUUUCUCCAGUGUUUAGUUGCAAUUAACAGCUCUCAAACUAUAGUUUGUUUUCAAAAAGGAAAAAACAAAAUAGUUUUUUACUGGAUUAAAAAUGCUUAUUAGAAUUCUCCCCCUUUGAGGUUACCUCUGGGCUUUUUGGUAAUAAUUGCUUUUUUCCAGCCCAGCUGUGGUUUUCUGUUUGUUUUUUUCUAUGUUUGUGGUUUCUUUCAUCUGUACAAGAAAUUUUGUUAUGCACUACUACUUUUUGUAUUCUAGACAGUUUUCAAAAGUUGGCUGAAGAUUUUUUUGUUUGUUUGUUUUUAAGGAAAAAGGCAUGCUUUCUGACUGACAUGAUCUUUUGCAAUACCUCAAUUUUGAAAUAUAGGAAAGAAAAUGAUAUUUUCUAAGUAAGUUUAUUCAGAAAAAUAUAUAUUAAUUUAAUUCUGCAAGAAAAAUGAUUUAACAGAUGGGUAACUUUAUUUUUUUCAUGCUUAUUUGUGUUUUUUGAAAAUGAAGAAGUUAGAGCUUUAUAACUAUAAUAUUAAAGAUCAUAUCUAACCUACAGAAAUCUACCUAAUUAUGUGAAAGAAGCAAAAC